AUCUUGAAGGCAAUUUAUUGCAAUUCGCGUAUACAAUACCACGUUCAAUGCAAGCGUAUAGUACUAGUUCAAUGAAAUUAUAAGGAUAUUAUAAACAAAUUUCAGAAGAAAAUUAUGUCCUACAAAUUGGCCCAUAGAGGAGAAUUCAAUGAUGGAGGAAGCUUCUGAAGCAAGAAUAGUAUUGCCAUUAAAAAAGAAUCAUAAUGGGAGUACAAAUCAUCUAUCUGUUACCUUUAAAUAAAACACAAGACUUUAGGAGUUGACUCCAGACCACACAGCAAAUUAUCUAUAAUUAAUGGGAUUUGAACUAUAGCUUCCUUGCAUUCCCCUAUAACCCAUCUUGUGACAAUUAAGAAUCAAAAUGUCAUUUCCAGAGUUGCCACUUAUUCUCAUAUUUCUGUGUUUUUUCUGGGAAAUCUUUGCCACCAACAUUCCUGCCACUCAUCCCCUGCCUGACAGUAUUGCCAUUUCCUGCGGUUCUCCGGGCAGUUGGUCCGCGCUCGAUGGGCGUGUCUGGAUGGGAGAUUCUGGACUCCAGUCCACCUUGUCACUGCAGAUCAAUGGCAAACCUUCCAACUCAAGAGCCAUCCACCAACUCGCUUCAUUCGAUUCUGUACCCUGCAAGACUGCUCGCGCAUCUCGCCACGCAUUCAGUUACGUCUUCCGAGUCAAGCCCGGACAGAAAUUCAUCCGCCUGCACUUCUAUCAAGAUUCAUACAAGGGCUUCAGGAAGUCAGAACCUUUGUUCACUGUUAAAGCAGGCCCUUACACACUCCUCACCAACUUCAGCACUGCUGAUGCUUUGGGAGCAAAACACAUCAUCAAAGAGUACUGUGUCAAUAUCGAUGAUGGCCGGGCUUUGACUAUAUCAUUUUUCCCAGCUCAGGGGAAUAAAAAAUCAGAUGACUUCUAUGCCUUUGUCAAUGGCAUUGAGGUUGUCUCCAUGCCGACUGGUCUUUACUUCACACCUGAAGGGGAGUUGGGCGCUCUUGUUGUCGGCCACAAUUACAGAUUCUACAUAGAUAACAGCACAGCACUCGAGCUGAUUCAACGAUUGAAUGUUGGAGGAACCACCACCUCGCCAGCUCAAGAUUCCUGCCUGUUCCGCAGAUGGGACGAAGACUCCAACUACUUGCUCGAAACAGGUGCUCUUCCUGCCAAUACUUUAGCUACAGUUAGAUAUGCAGACAUGUUAACAUAUAUUGCACCGAUUAAAGUCUAUCAAACGGCAAGGAUAGUGCUUGCAGACACUAAUUUGAGUGCCAGUAGUCUUACAUGGAAACUACCAGUGCAAUUAGGAUUCAGAUACCUAAUUAGGCUCCAUUUUUCCAAGUUUGAACAGCAGACGGCGGAGAGUACCAACAAGCACUUCUCUGUUCUCAUCAAUGAUCAUAUUGCUGAGGACAAUGCCAAUAUUAUUCAAUGGAAUGGAGUAUCUGGAGUCGCAGUCUAUAGAGACUAUAUUGUGAUGAUAGAGGGAGAUAAAAUGGAGGGGAAGCAUUACCUUACCAUCACCUUCCAGCCAAAGUUUGAAGCAAGAGAUGAAAAAUUCCAUGGCAUAUUGAUUGCCUUAGAAGUUUUUAAGCUGAGCAACCCCGACAACAAUCUAGCAGGAACAGGGCCAGUUUCUGAGUUGCAGCAUUCAAAAUCAACACCACAUCACAAGAAAUCAAAAUCAAGUUACCAUACAAACUUGAUCUCGACUGUCCUCACAGCUGUACUAGCCUUACUGAAUGUUGCAGUUUACAACCUGAGAAGAAUUUUGGACUCUAGUUCCAGAAGGAACAUGAGAUCAUCCUCGAUGGAAGAUCAUCGAUGCCGUCGGUUUUCAAUUGAAGAAAUCCGUUUGUCAACCAACAGUUUUGAUCCUCAGUUUCAAAUUGGCAGUGGUGGAUAUGGCAGAGUUUAUAAAGGCAGCAUCGACAGUGGGGCUACUGUCGUAGCAAUCAAGCGACUGAAAACAGAUUCCCGGCAAGGGGAGACUGAGUUUCGGGCUGAAAUCAAGAUGCUGUCCAAGCUCAGGCAUGUGCAUCUUGUUUCACUGAUUGGUUACUGCAAUGAUGGUGAAGAGCGGAUUUUGGUUUACCCGUAUAUCACCAAGGGAACACUUGCUGACCAUCUCUACAAAGCCAAGAGACAUGGAAGGGCUAAUCCUCCACUUCCAUGGGAACUUCGACUCAAAGUCUCAAUUGGUGCUGCACGUGGCCUAUAUUAUCUUCACUCUCGGCAUAGGAUCAUACACAGGGAUGUGAAAAGCUCAAACAUUCUGCUGGAUGAAAAUUGGGUUGCCAAGAUCUCAGAUUUUGGGCUAUCCAAAACGGGACCAGCAAAUGAUUCAUUCAGCCAUAUUAGUUCAAAUGUCAAAGGAACAUUGGGAUACGUAGAUCCAGAGUACUUCUUAACUGGUAAACUUACGAGAAAAUCAGAUGUCUAUUCAUUUGGAGUGGUUUUAUUUGAAGUUCUGUCUGGAAGACCUGCAGUGGACAUAAGGCUUCACGAGGAGCAACACAGCCUAGCUGGAUGGGCUCGAUAUUGCAUACGAGAGGGAAAAGUGGAUCGACUCAUUGACCACAGCUUGAUGGAGCAGAUUUCACCUGCUUGUUUAAGAGUGUUUGUUGGAAUUGCAGGCAGAUGCUUACACACUCAGCCCCAGGGAAGACCAGCAAUGGCAGAUGUAGUGAUGGGCCUUGAAUUAGCUUUGAAUUUACAACACACCACAGAUCCAACAGAACUGGAGAUAGAGGUGGAAAAUGCUGGAAGAACUUACAGCGAUAGAGUUAUUUCUAUGGAUGACAUAAUUCUCCCAAAGGGAGAAUCGGAUAAGAAUAUCAGUGAAGAUAAUCCCAGCUACAGUACAACUAACGGAGGCAGUGAUCAGAAGAAUGGAAAGAAGAAGGCCAAGGACAAUGGUUCAAACAAUAAUUUCACACAAAGAUGGUGGUGGGACCCAUUUGGGAUUUUACCAAGACAGCCAUCAAAGUCAAGAGCUCCACAACAACAGCCAAGUGAGGUAAUCCACCAGUUUUCCCUCCAGGAGAUUCAGAAAGCCACGAAUAAUUUCCACAGCAGUCUCAUGAUUGGCUAUGGAGGAUUGGACAAUGUAUAUAAAGGAUACAUAGAUGGUGGAAAAAAAACUGUAACAAUCAGAUGCUCAAGAGCUGCCGAAUCCAGAGUAUCCAUGGCAAAUGAGCUGCAAACAAAGAAAGAGAUUCAAAUGACAUCUUCACCAGCUCAAGAUCAUGUUGCCUCUCUGAUAGGGUAUUGCGAGACGGAAUCAGACAUGAUUCUUAUGUACGAGCACAUAGCAAAUGGGACACUCUAUGAUCAUCUGCAUGAUGCUUCAAAGGAUCCCCUUCCAUGGAAGCGAAGACUUCAAAUCUGCAUUGGAGCAGCUCGGGGUCUAAGAUACAUUCAUUCCACAGUCAAGCAGGCAAUGCUUCAUCGUGACUUGAAGUCAACCAACAUCUGGUUAGAUGAGAACUGGACUCCCAAGGUUUCCGGAUGGGGUUUGUCCAAAAAGAAGGGAAACAAUCAGGUGCAGUCAAUUAUCAGGAGUAAAUGGGGGCAUUUGGAUUCAGAUUACGUACGUGGAGAACAGUUAACAGAAAAGUCCUGUGUCUACUCGUUCGGUCUGAUUUUGUUUGAGGUGCUGUUUGCUGAAAAAGAAUCAGACCGCUGGUUCGAUGAGGAUCAAGUGAUUCUAGCCCAGUGGAUUAAGUCGUGCAUGGGGACUAACCUUCCUGGUUAUAUUGAUCCCUUUCUAGUUGGGAGAACAGUGCCAGAUAGCUUAAAGAUAUUCUUAGAAGCUGCUGACAGAUGUCUACUGGAUUAUGGAAUCGACCGGCCAUCAAUGACAGACAUAGUGGCAAGACUCGAGGCCGCUUUACAGCUCCAAGAAGCAACAGAAGCUAUUAAGGGGAUCCAACCCCGAAGGAACUGACCUAGAGUAACCCAUGUGGGACAUUUUUGCAAGCAAGAGGAUCAAGAAUGCUUCAAUGUGCCAACACGAGUCAAAUGUAGUUCAGGGCUCUAACGUCCCCAUUUUUGUUUUAAACUAGUUAAAAUAACUUUGUGUGUGUACUAUAGCAAAAUGUUUCAUGUCAAGAAUGGACCCAAAGAGAUAGAAUAGAUGAUGGCACAUAUCCUUAUCUCAUGCAAUAUGCUAUUGUAUCAAUCUCAAAUUUUAUGUCUAAUGGUUUUCAAAUAUUCAA
Molecule: messenger RNA, 4211 nt
Organism: Salvia miltiorrhiza (redroot sage)
Lineage: Eukaryota; Viridiplantae; Streptophyta; Magnoliopsida; Lamiales; Lamiaceae
Product: receptor-like protein kinase FERONIA
Exons: 1
Coding region: 362-3940 (1192 amino acids)
Biological process (GO): protein autophosphorylation
Cellular component (GO): plasma membrane; plasmodesma
Molecular function (GO): transmembrane receptor protein tyrosine kinase activity; ATP binding
Source: RefSeq, a predicted model, not a curated record